Molecule: messenger RNA, 723 nt
Organism: Fusarium sp. VM40
Lineage: Eukaryota; Fungi; Ascomycota; Sordariomycetes; Hypocreales; Nectriaceae
Source: the annotation of a GenBank genome assembly
AUGGAAUCUUCGGAGCUCACCCCAGAGCUAUCUCAGCUCUUCCUAAAAAUCGAGCGCAGCUUCAAAGACACCGAUCUUGGGGAUCAGCGCUGGUAUAUCGUCACUAUUGCCUGCCUCGUGGCCAGUCCGGACCCAGAAGCAUCUGCAGCGCUCUACAGAUAUCUGAUCAGCCAAGACCCCUACCAGACGAGUGAAUCACGCCAAGCCCUCAUACGACGCCUCCGCGAAGCGCUCUUCAAGACGAUCAUCCUUAUCGGGGUGUGCAAACCCCUCGAGGCUAUCAUAUCAAUCAACCAGAUCGAGCGAUCCGAGGACUGCGACUUCAGUAGCAGUUCGCGCGAGGGCUGGCAAGCCGACGAGGCAAACCGCGAGAGGGGUAUGGAGUGGUUCAAGAAGAUCUACACGCGAAAUGCGGGGGAUACGCUGGGUAUGCUGGAUGCGCAUAAGGAUUUCGCCUGGGUCUCGAAGGAGAUUACGUACGGGCUGUUCCUCUCGGAUCGACAAGUGUUGGAUGAUGUUGACACGCAGCUUGUUGUGCUCCCAGCAAUCAUGAGUCAGAAUCUACGGCGGGAGACUCACUGGCAUAUCCGGGGGACGCGACGUAUCGGGGUGUCGAAGGAGGAUGUCCAGGUCAUUUGGGAUUGUGCCAAGGAGAUAGGCAAGUUCUUUGGUAACGAGCUGAACAGGCUGCCAACGGUGGAUGAUGUUGAGCCUGACGUAUAG